Molecule: messenger RNA, 615 nt
Organism: Dendroctonus ponderosae (mountain pine beetle)
Lineage: Eukaryota; Metazoa; Arthropoda; Insecta; Coleoptera; Curculionidae
Gene: Csp8
Product: allergen Tha p 1
Exons: 2
Coding region: 246-554 (102 amino acids)
Source: RefSeq, a predicted model, not a curated record
CAGCUUAGACCAGUAGGCUUCGCCUGAUAAUUCACUUGUUAACGGUUCCCACGUUUUCUGUGAUUCCCCAUCACUCAGAUGAACCAUUAGGCAAAACCCUCCUAGACUAAACAUGGGUUACCUGCCUACCUGCUGGACGUGGUACCGUGAAAGGUGCUCAUUACUUCUUAAUAACAUUCCUUGGGAAUGGUGCCCGAACUUGGCGCCAGUCUUAGUACGAUCUUGGCCUAAAGUGGAACCCAAAAAUGGCCCCUUUCCCCCAAUCUUGGCUCCAGUUUGGUGCGCUUCUACUCCUGCUCGCCCUUGUCCAGGGACAGAUUUUGAACGGCAACGUUUAUGUGGAGAAACAGCUUUUGUGCGCUCUGGAUCGCGCCCCAUGUGACAAUCUCGGCAGGCAAAUCAAAGAUGCUUUGCCCGAAAUAAUUGGAAAAAACUGCAAAGCCUGCGACAACAAACAAUUGUCGAACGCUAAACGAAUCGCCCGCUUUGUGCAGAACAAGUACCCGAACGUGUGGAACGACUUGGUGAGGAAAUAUGGAAACCCCACGAACUGAAACCUGUCGCGACAACAAACAAAAGUGUACUUUUUUGGAAAAUUAAAUUUAUUUUACUUUA